AUGCCUUGUAUUAACCCAUGGGUAAUUAUGUUAUACCGCUGGUUUGAAGAAAAAGCAAAUCCCACCUGUAUCGGUUGCCCUGGUCAAAGUAUAGAUGAGUAUAUGCCAGCUUACCAAGACUACUUUCCUUUUGAAAAGCAGUUUGGUCUAGUAGAUGCUAUCGUAAAAACUGUAAAAGUGACUGGCAUUACGCUCAGGAAAAAAAACAAAAAUCGAGUCACCUAUGCCGUUCCAUGUGUCACUCGUUACAUAGAAGCUACUGACAUUAUAACAAGGCCACAUUUCGCACGUACUACCAAGCAGAAAAUAACUAAUGGCCCUAGCGCGCCUAUCGAAAUACCCGUAAAAUCAUCCUACCAACAAUUGCAAGCAAGCUGUGCUGAGACGACUCAAAAAUAUUAUAGACCAUAUACCAUUGUUGGAGAAGGACGAGGACUACUUUCCAUGCUAGAUCUAGAGUCAAUUAAAGCACUAUCCAAGCAACCUCUUGCAUCCAAAGCAUCACGCAAAGAUCUCGAUGCAUCCCGUUACCCAGCCAAUGGAGCUUUGGACAAACAAUUGAAAAUUAAAAAGCAUCAAAAGAAAAUUGACAUGCUGACUGCACCAAGCAUUUCUGAAUAUCAAGAUGCGACACAAUUCUCGGUACCAAUCAAGACAAAUAGCUGCUAUUUUUCAGAUUCCGACCUUGAAAAAUCCAACAGUCUACAAGACACAGUCAGAGCUCAUUCCCGUAUUUCUUCGAGUUCAGCCACAUUUUUUGAUAGUGUCCAAAAACCAAUUGUCUUCAAUAUCAAGACAUUCACUCAAGAACGACCAAUAAGUGCAAGAAUAGUGGAAUAUGGUUCUAUCUUAGAGCAUCUGGAUUUUAUGGAGAAACAGAACAGUACUGUUUUUCCAAAAAGUCUAUUCAAUGGAUUUUGCGUGUUGUGCCGAAAUUCUAAACAGCUUAAUAAAAUGCAGGACAUCGACAAUUACCAUGACAAACUCAAUGUUACCGCCUCUAUUUUAGCUGCUGUAUCUAUUCGUCUAAAACACGAAUUGAUACAUACUGCAAAUAGAAUUGCUUUUGCAUCCGAUAUAUUCGACAUUUCUCCAACCACCAAGUUGGCUCUAUUCACAAUGAAGAGUUACUCAGUCUAUCAACUGAUUAUACCUUUACGAAUACUCCGAAAACUAACCCUUGAAAAACUGUCGUUUUUAAUGAACUACCCAAACAUAAAGAAACUCGAAAUCUCUAGCCAUAACUUUUUCAAGGAUAAGUUUGAGCCGAUUCGACAGGAUUCAGACCAUGCACGUAUGCUUUUUAUACCAAUAUCUACAACUGGUAUCAUUUUCAACCAGAGUGACACGGUUGUCGUUGGCACACCACUUGAUAGGUCGAACAGAAUGUAUCGACAGGGUAAAACAUGUACAUUCAAUCCUCGGUCGGGCCAAAAUACCACGCAGAGGUUGGAUAAUCCAAACGCUGACAUCUCGCUUUUAUUCAAGCCAACGGCCAUACUUUCUAAAGAUUUCCAGUAUCCUACUCCAGUGAAUUCGUAUGCUACAUCGCCGAUUAGUUCUGUCAUUCACAACUAUGCAGCAGACAUACAGCAAAAAACCCACAUUCCAGUGGAGCCACCUUUGACAACCAACCUGACAGUCUCUAAUAGAAAAGAUGACAUUUCUACUCCGUAUAGUCCUCAUCAAUCUCGUAUCGCGUAUAAAAAAGGAAAGCAAGUCGCGCAAUUGCCAAACUACUUAUCCAUCUCGACUGGCAAUCCAAAAAACAGCCCCGUAGUGGCAACUGUGUUUGGGCUGAUGCAAGUAUCCAGGUUGAUGAAGACCGCCAAUCUAGGAAAACUAACGGCACACAUGAAUGGGUUUUGUGAAAUUAACAUCUUUUCCAAUACUGGAUGCUCUAGCAAGUAUACUUUUAACAUGACUACAAUCAUUAGGAUCACAAAUUAUUCAAAAGAAACCCUACAAUUUCAAACGCCAGCUGUUGCAGAACAGGUUGGAACAAGAUCAGACGGACUCGGUCAAAAACUAGCAGUUGUAUUUUGUGAUGGCGAUGAUCAAACAGAGCUUUUCAUUUAUGCAGAGCCAAAAGAAGAUUUGGCUGAUGUAGAAAAAUUUUGCUAUCAAAUACAGUUUAAAUGA
Molecule: messenger RNA, 2142 nt
Organism: Batrachochytrium dendrobatidis JAM81
Lineage: Eukaryota; Fungi; Chytridiomycota; Chytridiomycetes; Rhizophydiales
Exons: 4
Coding region: 1-2142 (713 amino acids)
Source: RefSeq, a predicted model, not a curated record